This is a messenger RNA of Anolis sagrei ordinatus, 1568 nucleotides long. RefSeq names its product brain derived neurotrophic factor (gene BDNF). Gene Ontology annotation, molecular function: growth factor activity; nerve growth factor receptor binding. The record is from RefSeq and is a predicted model, not a curated record. NCBI's taxonomy places the organism in Eukaryota, Metazoa, Chordata, Lepidosauria, Squamata, Anolidae. Gene Ontology annotation, cellular component: synaptic vesicle; axon; dendrite. Gene Ontology annotation, biological process: positive regulation of peptidyl-serine phosphorylation; nerve development; memory.
GAGAGAGAGAGAAGGAGCGCGCUGGGUGCUGCUCCUCUCUCCCUCCUGCUCCUCCUCCUCCUCCUCCUCCUCCCGCCCAGCAGCAUGCAAUCUCUCCGUCCCGACCAAGAUCAGAUGGAGCGAACUCAAUCAGAGGAUGCCAUGAUUCCCUUGGCCACGCAAUUUCCACUAUCAAUAAUUUAACCAUUUGGAAAACAAACCCACCCACUCCCAAAAAGAGAGAGAGAGAGAGGUGGGCAGAGACUGGAAAGAGGCAUCGGACUCACAAAGAGAGAAAGAGAAAGAAAGAGAGAAAAGAUCAAUAUUUGGGGGAGUGGUGGCGCUUGUUUGAAUGCGUGGACUUCUCCAUCUCCAAGGCAGCGACGAGGCCGGGGAGGAAGCGGCCCUCCAUGCGUCCCGCGCGCGGAUGGUAACUUUGGGCGAGUGGGCGCUUUAAGGAAAGCCAAGGAGGCGAGCCAGAGAGCGCAAGUUCCACCAAGUGAAAAGAGUGAUGACCAUCCUUUUCCUUACUAUGGUUAUUUCAUACUUCAGUUGCAUGAAAGCUGCCCCAAUGAAAGAAGUUAGCCUCAGAGGACAAGGCAGCUUGGCUUAUCCCGGUCUUCGGACACAGGGAAACUUGGAGAACCUAGGUGGGCCCAAUGAUGCCACACGGGGAUUGACAUCUUUGGCAGACACCUUUGAACAUGUCAUAGAGGAGCUCCUGGAUGAGCAGCAGCCUGUCCAGCCCAGCAAGGAAAACAAGGAUGCAGACUUGUACUCGUCUCGGGUUAUGCUCAGCAGUCAAGUGCCUUUGGAGCCUCCACUGCUCUUUCUGCUUGAGGAGUAUAAAAACUACUUGGAUGCUGCAAACAUGUCCAUGAGGGUCCGGCGUCACUCCGAUCCUGCUCGCCGUGGAGAGCUGAGUGUGUGUGACAGUACUAGUGAAUGGGUGACAGCGGCUGAGAAAAAGACUGCGGUGGACAUGUCAGGGGCAACGGUUACUGUUCUGGAAAAAGUACCUGUACCCAAAGGCCAACUGAAGCAAUAUUUUUAUGAGACCAAAUGCAACUCAAAGGGUUAUACGAAAGAGGGCUGCAGGGGCAUAGACAAGAGGUACUGGAAUUCCCAGUGCCGAACUACCCAGUCUUACGUGCGAGCUCUCACCAUGGAUAACAAAAAGAGAGUUGGAUGGCGGUUUAUAAGAAUAGACACUUCCUGUGUGUGUACACUGACCAUAAAAAGGGGAAGAUAGUGGAGUCAUGUUGUAUAGAUUAUAUUGAGACAAAAUUUAUCUAUUUGUAUAUAUACAUAACAGGGUAAAUUAUUCAGUAAGAAAGAAAAUAAUUUUAUGGACUGCAUGUAUAAAUGAGGUUUAUACAGUACAGUGGUUCCACAAUCUAUUUAUUGAACAUAUCCAUGACCUAGAGGGGAACAAAAGGAGGAAAAAAAGAUAUUCAUUUGCGCACAACUUUGAGAAACAAAACAAAUUUGCAUUACAUUCCUCUAACAUUGUGGUUUGUUGCCAUUGCCAAGAAUUGAAAAUGAUAAAAAAUUAAAAAAAUAAAAUUGCAUGCUGCUUAAAUUGUGAA